GCGUGGCGGAGUGGGGUGAACCACUGAAGGGGCGCGCGGGUUACGCGGCGGAAGGUUCGAUCUUUGGGACGGAUGCGCAGAGCGCCAGCGUCAGGCCAGGACACCGGGAACCCUCGUUGCAGCAAAGGCACUGUUUUGAAAUGCCCAGUGUCGAAAGCGUGAGAUCGCUGCUCUCCAUUCUGAAGGGAGGAGGCUGAGCUUCCUGUCCAAGCAGCACUUGCUCCCUGUGACCAAAAACAGCAUUUGGCUAAUGAGCAAAGUGUCGAGGUCAUCGAGUGUGGCAGAGGACAUCUGGGAAACAGAAGAUGAUGACAUGACCGAAGGUGACCUAGGGUAUGGCCUCGGAAGAAAACCCGGUGGUAUUUAUGAAGUUCCGUGUUCGAUUACAUUUAAGAAAAGGUCAGAUGGAAAGAGCCCCAGCCCACCUCCGUUUCCAAAAAAGGGGGAAGAAAGAAGUGAAACUGUUUUCCAGUAUUCCAGGAAUAAGGGCUUUCAGGAUACAUGCGCUCACAGAUGCAGAGCAUCUGGCUACAGACGACAGAGCAGCACUGAUUCUAAUUCAGAAUUGUCAGAUGAACAAUUAAGGCGACGUCUUCAUGAAGCUUUAGAGGAAGUAGAGCUUUUAAAAACGGAACUCGAAGCAUCUCAAAGACAACUUGAAGGUAAAGAGGAAGCGUUGAAAAUUCUUCAAAGCAUGGCAAUGCUUGGCAAAGCCACAAGCCACACACAGACUAUGCUUCAAAAAACUAUAGAACACAAGAGAUCUUUGGAGAAGGAAAUAAAUGCCUUGCAUUGGGAAAUGGAAUUUGAACAGGAUAGAUUUAAAAAUAUAGAAGAAUCUUGGAUCCAAAAAUAUGACAGGCUAAACUGUGACAAUGGAGUCCUCAGAGAGAAUCUGAAGUUGAGAACAGAAGAGAUAAAGAUGCUCAAGUCAGAAAAUGCUGCUUUGAAUCAGCGGUACUUGGAAGCCCUCGCCAUGCUUGAUAUCAAACAGCAGCAGAUGGCUCAGGAGAACAUGGGUCAGGAGGAGCGUGGCUUUACAGAGGUAUCAGGUCUCGAGCUUGCAGUCCUUGGAGCCUGUCUGUGUCGUGGUCCUGGAGGGAAUCCCUGUUCUUGUGCCAAAAUGGCAGCAUCCACUCGGAAACUGGUCCUUCAGCUCAGACACGAGUUGGAAACUCUGCAGAAGAGUAAGGAGGAGGCGCACAUAACGGCAGAUGCAUUCAGAAUUGCUUUUGAGCAACAAUUAACGAGAAAAAAUGACCAGGCACUGAGACUGGUGCGAGGAGAUACACAUAGAAGAGUGGCAACGUGGAUCAACAGGCAACACCGGGCAGAGGAUGAUGGAUAUCCUGCACAAAGGAGGAAGAAGACCUUAGGACAAAGACUGUUGGGGAUCCUCCCUUCAGAAAACAGUUCCAAGGCUGCUGAAGACCAAGACAAUCCUCAAGAGGUCUUUAAGAUGCUGAUAGAUUUGUUGAAUGAUAAAGAAGAAGCACUUGCUCAUCAAAGAAAGGUUAGCUACAUGCUUGCUCGGGCACUGGAAGACAAAGACACUGCCUCAAAAAAGAAUAAAGAAAGCAUUCCCAUGAGCCAGACUUUCCCAUUCAAAACUGCCUGGCAGGAUGCUUCGGCCCUCUGUGGCCUGCGUGAUCUGGUACAUUCAAAUGUCCACGUUUCUGAACCUGUGGGUUGCAUCUGUUCAAUACAGCAUCCUCAAAAAGCUUCAGGCUGCUCAAGAACUCUUAAAAGAUCCUGUUCUUUGCCAUCAAAUAUAUUUUACAAAUAUACCACUUGAAAUUAGAAUUAACAAUGCUAAAAUUCAGAUUUUGGAGCUGGAAAUGGAGCUCGGAGGUAGAGAUUUGGUCAGCGUGCAUACGGCCUUGGUUCAGCGCAUGGUGGUACAUGUCUUUAACCUGGUACUGAGGAGGCAGA
This is a messenger RNA of Arvicanthis niloticus (Nile rat), 1932 nucleotides long. It is a transcript of the gene Ccdc125, whose product is annotated as coiled-coil domain containing 125. Gene Ontology annotation, cellular component: cytoplasm. NCBI's taxonomy places the organism in Eukaryota, Metazoa, Chordata, Mammalia, Rodentia, Muridae. The record is from RefSeq and is a predicted model, not a curated record. Gene Ontology annotation, biological process: negative regulation of cell motility; negative regulation of Rho protein signal transduction.